Molecule: messenger RNA, 4204 nt
Organism: Stegastes partitus (bicolor damselfish)
Lineage: Eukaryota; Metazoa; Chordata; Actinopteri; Pomacentridae
Product: transcription factor Sp3-like
Exons: 9
Coding region: 181-2148 (655 amino acids)
Biological process (GO): regulation of transcription by RNA polymerase II
Molecular function (GO): RNA polymerase II cis-regulatory region sequence-specific DNA binding; DNA-binding transcription factor activity, RNA polymerase II-specific
Source: RefSeq, a predicted model, not a curated record
AAUCGACCCGAAUUCACCGAUCAACACUAGCCCGCCUUUGAUAAAAUAAUCAUGUUCGGAGUUUAGUAGAUCCGAUAAUCCUCCCGGUUACUACCAUUCACGCUAUGACUGGUACGUAAACAUUUAGCGCAUCGAAGCGUGCAACUAAUCGCGCCAGAGCAGCCGCUGAAACAAGGAGAAAUGGCGUCCGCGGACGUGGACAGCAGUCAAAGCGAGUUUCUGCAACCCGGCGGCGCAGCGGAAACACAGACGACAGAUAUGUCAGCCAUUCAGCUGACGGGUUCGGACCGAUGGGAGGUGUUAACUCCUGUUUCAACUGGGAAGGAAGACCAGGGAGUCCUUCACAUUCCAAACUCUGGGAUUGUCACGUCCAACGGGCAGUACGUGCUUCCUAUUGGGAGUCUUCCCAGCCAGCCCAUUUAUGUUACAGCAUCUGGGAGUGAGGCGGCAGCCAAUGGAGUGUCGGGCAUUCAGUAUCAGGUCAUACCCCAAAUCCAAAAUGCAGAUGGGACACUUGCAGGGUUCUCAACACAGGGGUUGGAUGACGGCACGGGGCAGAUCCAGCUCCUCCAAGAUGGCAGCCAGGGCAGCAUCGGAAUCAGCUGUGCGACAACGGCGACCACAGACCUCCUGACACAGACGGGACAAGUUCAGUCAAUCCAAGGCGUCUCGCUGGCGGGGGGUUCAGCGUACACUGGCACAGUACCUGUAGGCCUGCCCAGCAACAUAACUUUCGUCCCUAUAAACAGCGUAGAUCUGGAGUCGCUCGGCCUGACUGGAGCGCAGACGGUCCCCAUCGCAACAGGGGUAACACCUGAAGGUCAGCUCAUCAUGAGCAGCCAGGCGCUGGACAGUCAGGGCCAGGACGCCGGCGUCAAACAGUCACUGGUGACGGUGAGCGACCCUAACGCCAACCAAGAGCUCUACGUGCCAACCACCACCACUUCCUCCUCCAACUCCUCCCACCUCCCCGAGACCAUCGAUGGCACCGGGGUUCUCACGCAGGCAACCGCCGUGUCCGCAGGCGUGUCUGAUCCCUCGUCCUCGGAAAACUACAACUCUCACAACCACCUGCAGCAAAUCCAGGUGUCGUCUGCCAACGCCACCACUAUCUCGCAACCCAUCCUGCAGCUGUCGGGGGACAGUCAGGCGCAGGUAGCCCAGGUGGCUCAGGGCCAGGACCUGACUGCAGCAGGUCAGACUCUCCAGAGUGUACAGCUGGUCAACCCAGGGACCUUUCUCAUCCAGGCCCAAACUGUCACUGCUACUGGCCAGAUCCAGUGGCAGACCUUCCAGGUUCAGGGUGUCCAGUCACUCCAGGGGCUCCAGCUGCCCCAGGGGCAGGGCCAGGCCCAGCAGUUGACCUUAGCCCCAGUCCAGACACUACCCCUGGGCCAGACAGGCCAGGUCAGCCUACCCAACCUCCAGACGGUCACAGUUAACUCCGUAGCACAAAGUGGAGUUCAGUACACACAGGGAGAGGAUGGAGGCAGUCCAGCCGGCAUCCAGAUAAAGGAGGAGCCGGACUCUGAGGAGUGGCAGCAGCAACUGAGUGGAGAGUCCACGCUGAACCCCAGCGACCUGAACAACCUGCGUGUUCAGAUGGGAGAGGAGGACAUGGAGAUGCCGAGCGGGGAGGGCAAGAGGCUCCGCAGAGUAGCCUGCACAUGCCCCAACUGCAAAGAGUCUGGAGGAAGAGGUUCAGGCAUGGGGAAGAAGAAGCAGCACAUCUGCCACAUCGCUGGCUGCGGGAAGGUUUACGGGAAGACGUCUCAUCUCCGAGCUCACCUGCGCUGGCACAGCGGAGAGAGACCCUUCGUCUGCAACUGGAUGUUCUGCGGGAAGAGGUUCACCCGAAGCGAUGAGCUGCAGAGACACAGAAGGACACACACAGGAGAGAAGAAGUUCGUGUGCACGGAGUGCUCCAAGAGGUUCAUGCGGAGCGACCACCUGGCCAAGCACAUAAAGACUCACCAGAAUAAAAAGGGCGGCGUCCCCUCCUCCACGUCUCCGCCCAGCACCGACGCCGUCAUCACCGCCGACGGAACCACGCUCAUCCUCCAGACCGCCACCACCCACGACCUCGUAGCCAAUCAGGAGAUCCCUUUGCAGUUGGUCACCGUGGCGCCCGGUGAGGUCAUGGAAUGAGGGGGCGAUUGGGGUGAGGUGGCUUUUUGAGAACUAGCCUGCCACAGGGACCUCUUGGGCUUUUUCUCCCUCUUCCCCCCCUUUUUUUUGUUUUAGGUUUUUUUUUUGUUUUUUUUUGUUUUGUUAUUUUUUUUUGGUUUUGUUUUUUUUUUUACAUAUGAAUAUAUACGUAAAUAUAUAUGACAAAUAUAUAUAUUUUAAGUAAGAGUUAUCUUGACUUUGUUUUUUGCAGUCUUUUUAUAGGCGGGCAAAAAGAAAUAACAUUAAAAUGUGGUUGCUAUGUACACAUGCGUAAACACACUCACUCACACACACACACACACACACACACACAAACGAGAAAAACACGCAUUAACACUCAAGACGACACGACAUGAGUACUCAACACGAUGAAAUGCCUUAUUUUGUAUUAUACUCUUGUAUAAAAUGCUGGAGGUGCAUGUGUUCUUUUUUUUUGUUUUAUUUUUUAAAGCUUUGCAGAUGAUGUAACUGUAAUGGAGAUAAAUGUGUUUGUGAAAUGGAGGAGAUGAAUUUUUGGGAAGAAGGAAAGGAAGUAGUGAACCUCUUCGGGACGACAGAGUUUUUGGUCUCCGUGGAGUUCUGACGAUGCCGAGCGCUCUGUUUGAAGCAGCGCCGACGUCCACGCCGAACUGCUGCACGUCUGCUUCUGUUGUUAAAGGAAUAGGUCGACAUUUUGGGAAAAGAUUCGCUGUCUUUGCUUGGAGUUUGAUGCCACAAGCAGCCCCAGCACAAAACCUGGGAAAGACUGUCCAAAGAGGGUAUCAGCACCUCAAAAAGCUCAUCAGCUGUAUCUCAAGACUCCAGGAAGUAACCUUCCCCCCAACCAGAGCAUAGUCUGGUACCACCUCACACAGAAUGGUGAAUUGUCCUUAUUAUACUUUGGUUUUUGUACCAAAUUCAACAAACAAACAUGUUGAUGAGUUUUAGAGGUGCUGGUAGACAAAGAAAGGCCCUUUUCCAGUUUUUAUGUUAAUGUUACUCUGCUGGCAGUGACUUUGGCGAGACAUGAAAUAGGCGCAUUUUCCAACAUCUGCUCUUUCUUUGAUAAAUAUGCAGCAGCUGUCGCCCAAUCACUGACAGCCAAACCUGGCAGCGGCGCCGACGUCAUGCUGCCACAAGCAGAGCGCAGGUUCAGCUGAUGGUCAGAGUAGGACGACAGUGCCACCGUUAACUGAUCUGAAGUUGUUUUCCACUUGGUCUGGGAGGGGGGAAACAGAUGCAAGCCGCUCUGGGGACAAUAAGGAGCAACUUCUUCCAGCAUCGGGUCAGUCGGAGCAGAAUGUCCCAUCUGUCCUCACGAGCACGCCGUCCGCUGUGCUUAAACCACGUUUAAAAGGAAACACGUCUCUAUUUGUUUCUCUCUCUUUUUUUUUUUUUUCCUUUUUAGCAUAUUUUUGUUGUAAAUUCACGUGUAUUUCAGUUUUCCAUGUCUCUUCACUGAUCUGGGUGUCGUCUAAAUCGAAAAGCCACACGGCGGUGAUCACAGAUUUUAAAAAAAGUGGACAGUGGUUAACCUCUGGAUUCCUGCAGGGCUCUUUAUUGUCACUGUCAGCUGCGCACGCACGGCUGCAGGAGGAGAACGUUUCGGCGAUGUCGCCACGCGAAGACAAACGGAUGCAACGAAUCAGCGGCCCCUCCAGGGCAGUUUUUGUCAUCCAACAUUCCAGUUGGGCGUCAGAUGAUGUGGGAUUAUUAUUAUUUUUUUGCAAUAACUGCUCUGUUGGAGAUUCUGGCCUGAUGUCACUCACGUCAAAAAGGAAAACAAUCAUGCCAUUGUUUGAUGUUUUAUUUUUUUUUUUUAAUUUUAAUUAAUGUAAUCCCUUCCUCAGUUUGUCCUCAUGUUUGUAGCAUUCAUUUACAUGUAUAUUAUCUUAUUUUCCACAUUGUUUAUAGAAGCCAUUACUUAGUUAACUGAAUUUGUUGUAUCAAACCCUUAUUUUAAGUGAUUUUUUUUUUAAUGAAUUGGUGUAAAAAUUGAAUGUUACCUUUUGUAAAACCUUUUUUCAAAUGGAUCACAAUAAAAGUCUGAAACCUU